Molecule: messenger RNA, 593 nt
Organism: Pangasianodon hypophthalmus (striped catfish)
Lineage: Eukaryota; Metazoa; Chordata; Actinopteri; Siluriformes; Pangasiidae
Gene: trappc2l
Product: trafficking protein particle complex subunit 2L
Exons: 5
Coding region: 59-478 (139 amino acids)
Biological process (GO): endoplasmic reticulum to Golgi vesicle-mediated transport
Cellular component (GO): cytoplasm; nucleus; TRAPP complex
Source: RefSeq, a predicted model, not a curated record
CACGUGAACGCGUCAGCGCUGUCACGUGACAAGCUUUCCGGCUUGUCGCAAUUCCAACAUGGCGGUGUGUGUAGCUGUCAUAGCGAAAGAGAAUUACCCUCUGUAUAUCCGGUGCGUUCCAACACAGAGUGAGCUGAAAUUCCACUACACAGUGCACACUUCGCUGGACGUGGUGGAGGAGAAGAUCUCUGCAGUUGGUAAAGCGAUGGCUGAUCAGCGAGAGCUCUACCUGGGACUGCUCUACCCUACAGAGGACUACAAAGUAUAUGGCUAUGUGACGAACUCCAAAGUGAAGUUUGUGAUUGUUGUGGACUCAUCAAACACAUCACUGAGAGACAACGAGAUACGAAGCAUGUUCAGAAAAUUGCACAACUCCUUCACAGAUGUCAUGUGCAAUCCCUUCUACAACCCUGGAGAUCCAAUUCAGUCCAAGGCUUUUGACGGCACGGUGUCAGCCAUGAUGGUGCCAUCCUGCUGAAGCUGCAUUUUACUCUGUUGUACAUACAGAAGUUUGUGUCGUUUUGUGCAUUUGUGUAUAUGUAUGUUGUAUGAAGUAAAAUAUUUUCAAUUAAUAAACUGAUUUACUACACUGA